CGAACUCUAGCGUUUUUUAUGAACACUAUAUCUUCUUAUACAUGUGCUAAACGUUUUGGCCAUUUUCAAUGUAGAACAAUGUCUCGCCAAACCCGCAAUAGCAAUCAGCAACAAUCACCUCGCCCGCCUCCACCUCUCCCGCCUCUACCUCCUCCUCAGCAGCACGCUCGGGGUAGAGAUCCCAUUACCCAGUUCGUGCUCGAUUUCCGUAACAUACAUCCUCCGACGUUCACCAUGGUUGAGGGCCUCGAAGCUGUGGCCGAAUGGCUUCAGCAGCUAGAGAGUAUCUUUGAUAUGCUAUUCACCACUGAUGAGGUGAAGAUUCGUUGUGCUUCGUUCCAGAAGACCGGAGAUGCUAGAACUUGGUGGACCGACUACUGGAGGCUUCGUCCUCGUGCUGAGAAGGAUGCUUUGAC
Molecule: messenger RNA, 416 nt
Organism: Striga hermonthica
Lineage: Eukaryota; Viridiplantae; Streptophyta; Magnoliopsida; Lamiales; Orobanchaceae
Source: the annotation of a GenBank genome assembly